Molecule: messenger RNA, 825 nt
Organism: Alternaria incomplexa
Lineage: Eukaryota; Fungi; Ascomycota; Dothideomycetes; Pleosporales; Pleosporaceae
Exons: 2
Coding region: 1-825 (274 amino acids)
Source: RefSeq, a predicted model, not a curated record
AUGAGCAGCGUAACGCGCAGAGACGCCACGCGCAGCGGCGCAGACGAGGAAACGCCGCUUCUCGGCCGAAAUGGACCAGCCGGCGGAAAAUCGGACAGCAAGGGGACUAUGCAGCGGCUCAAACGGCACAUGAAUGCCGAUGUUACGAAGAACUGGGCAGAUCUUGUUUUGCUGUAUUGCUACAUUGUUACGGGGCUACUGGAUAGCUCGGCUGUCUUCAUAUGGGGCUCUUUCGUGAGCAUGCAGACGGGUAACACCGUGUAUCUUGGCUUGGGCAUUGUCGCACCUUCUGAGGGCAUCCGUUGGAUCAAGGCAUUGACGUCCAUUGUCGCGUUCUGUGCUGGCUCAUUCUGCUUCGCGCGCUUUCAUCGCUACUUCUCACCUGCCAAGAGAUGGGUGCUCAUAGUAUCCUACAUGUUCCAGACGCUACUCAUUGCUGUCGCUGCAUUGAUCGCUACUGUCGGGAAAGACACCAAGGAAGGUCUUCAUUGGCAAAUGAUUGUUCCACUCGCUUCGGUCGCUUUCCAAUCCAGUGGCCAGGCAGUCACGUCGCGCGCCCUGAAGUACAACGGCCUGACCAGUGUCGUGCUUACGAGCAACUACUGCGAUCUCUUUUCUGACCCUCAGCUGUUCAAGAUUUCGAAUGUGGAGCGCAACAGGAGGAUCGCUGCACCCGCGAUGCUGCUGUUGGGAGCCUGCAUCGGCGGAUUGUACGCGCACAGCAGUGUAGGUCUCGCAGGUGCCUUAUGGACUGCUUGUGGCCUGAAGCUCCUGGCUGUCUUCGCGUGGGUCUUUUGGAAGUCGGAGGUCAUUGUGGAAGAAUGA